Molecule: messenger RNA, 1572 nt
Organism: Colletotrichum karsti
Lineage: Eukaryota; Fungi; Ascomycota; Sordariomycetes; Glomerellales; Glomerellaceae
Exons: 8
Coding region: 1-1572 (523 amino acids)
Biological process (GO): carbohydrate transport; transmembrane transport
Cellular component (GO): membrane
Molecular function (GO): carbohydrate:proton symporter activity
Source: RefSeq, a predicted model, not a curated record
AUGGAGAAGUCAGAGACUCUCGAAACUUACAUUAGCGACGUCAAUGAUACGGAGCAAUCUGAGACAUUGGCAGUCCCAAAAGAAGUCGCUAACUGGAAAAUUUAUUUGUACUGCAUGGCGGUUUGCUUGGGUGCUGUUGCUCUCGGAUACGAUGUUUCUGUUAUGGGAGGGACUUUGAUUCUCCCUUCUUUCGAGCGCGAUUUUGGCCUUGAAGGCAAAUCGCAACGGCAACUCGAUGACCUCACUUCGAACAUCGUGUCCUGCUUCCAGGGUGGAAUGUUCCUUGGUGCUUUGGCCUCUUACCCAAUCUCUGAUCGUUGGGGUCGCAAGUGGUGUAUUACCAUUGCCACAAUAGUUUUCUUGGCUGGUGCCUCAAUGCAAACGGGCUCCCGUGGCAUUGUUGGCCUUGUCAUGGCAGGAAGGUGCAUUGCUGGACUUGGCAUUGGUGCUUCAGCUCCGGUCAUUCCCGUAUACAUUGCGGAGAUGGCGCCGCCCACCAUUCGUGGAAAGCUCGUUGGAUUCUACGAGAUCGGCUCUCAAGGCGCUCAAAUGCUUGGGUUCUGGGUCAACUACGCUGUCAACAGGACCAUUGGCCCCGAAACGAGCACCCAGUGGAUGGUUCCUCUGGGACUUCAGCUGCUUCCAGCCACACUACUCCUGCUUGUUUUGCCGUUCUGCCCUGAGUCACCCAGAUGGCUCUGUGGAAAGGACCAAAGGGACAGAGCAGAGAAGAUUCUGACCAACGUUCGUCAACUGCCGGCUGACCACCCCUACGUGGUUCAUGAGUUGCGCGAGAUUCGCCUCGCGGUUGAAUUCGAGGCCCAUCUUGCCGCGAAGCACCCCGGGCUGAUGGGAAAGCUAAGAGAUCUGACCAAAAAGGGCAUUCGAAACAGACUGGCUAUUGGUCUGUGCCUUAUGAUGUGUCAGAACAUGACGGGCGUCAAUAUCAUCACUUACUAUAGCCCACGCAUCUUUCAGACUCUUGGAAUACAGUCCACAGAUUUGAAGCUGUUUGCCACCGGGUUUUAUGGUGUCGCGAAGACCCUCGGAAUGGUCAUAUUCUCAUUCUGGGUGGCGGAACACCUUGGACGUCGCAAAGGUCUUAUCUGGGGCGCUUUCGUUGGUGCAGUGCCAAUGCUAUAUCUCGGGGGUUACGUGAUGAAGAAUGACCCGGAAGCCGUAGCCGCGGCUGGUGGCACCAGCAUGUCUGGCUGGGGCUACCUCGCUAUGGUCUGCGUCUAUCUCUAUGGUGUCAUCUACUGCGCUUCUUGGCAGGGUAUCACGUGGCUAUAUGCUUCGGAGAUCUACCCUCUUUACAUCCGGUCUCUUUGCAUGGCAUUGACCAUCGCUGAUGAGAGACUGUGGUCAUACGUUGUGUCUCGCUCCACCCCAUACAUGAUCUCUGACAUUGGCUAUGGCACCUACUUCUUUUUCGGGGCGUUGAUGGUGUGCAUGGGCUUCUGGGCGUGGUGGUGUAUUCGGGAGACCAAAGGCGUUCCCAUUGAGGAGAUGGACGCGCUUUUCGGUGCUCCGCACGCCAACAUGGAAGAAGCUGAGACUAAGUCAGCAUGA